GAUCAGCCAAUCGCGCUAGUGCGAUCUAAAGUGACCUUCAACAACCAUCCGAGUGAAUCCUGGAGUAGAAGCCGUGGCAGCGACUACACAACCCAUCAUACGCAUCUGCAAAUCUCCAAUUCUGAUCGUGCAGUUCACGCCAAAUUCAGGCUCACAAUCAUCCACCCAAACCUCAAUUCUCAUCAAAAACAAAAAUAUGGUUCACAAAGUUCUCUUCUGGACUGGCUUUGGCCUUGCUGUCCGCGCUUGGCAACUCGGCCUUGAAAUGCGGCCUUUUUUCAGCAGACAAUCUCUCUGGGUCUACCCCGUUUUCGGCGGCGUCGGUGCUUCGUUUGGAUAUUGGAUGCAGGGAGUUGAGAGUCGGCAACAAGCUAUCCUUGGGGCUAGACGAACAGCUAUUUUGGAGAAGAGGGCGAGGAGGAAGGAGAGGGAGGAAGCUGUUGAGGAGUCAUAAGUUAUUUAUUGGAAGAGCGCUGGGAAUUUGAAAACCGGGAGGAUGGGUUCUGAACGAGCAGGGGAUGACAAGAAACCAAGAACAGAUAUGGAAAUUGUACACAUUUUUACGGGUAAUUGGUCAAUGAGAAAGAAAUUGCUCAAUAUCUCAUCAUAAAAACAAACAUUAGGGAACAAGUCUCAAUGUGGUGUGGAUAUUCAAAUGGAUUUAAAGGAAGUCUGGACAUUGUAUUUCA
Botrytis cinerea B05.10 is the source of this 689-nucleotide messenger RNA. RefSeq lists its product as hypothetical. The transcript is spliced from 2 exons. Lineage: Eukaryota; Fungi; Ascomycota; Leotiomycetes; Helotiales; Sclerotiniaceae. Bases 197 to 454 code for a protein of 85 amino acids. The record is from RefSeq and is a predicted model, not a curated record.